Hermetia illucens (black soldier fly) is the source of this 1681-nucleotide messenger RNA. RefSeq lists its product as uncharacterized. Lineage: Eukaryota; Metazoa; Arthropoda; Insecta; Diptera; Stratiomyidae. The transcript has 4 exons. The record is from RefSeq and is a predicted model, not a curated record. Bases 101 to 1537 code for a protein of 478 amino acids.
GUGAUAAGUUUUCGGACUCAUUUGAGUGCCUAUAGUUUAAGUAGUGAGCGGGACGUGACUGUGGAUUUACUAGAGGGAGUUAUUCGGACAUCCUGUGAAAAUGGGAUAUAAAAUCAGCUUCGUUAUUUUUGGAAUCAUCUGUUUGAGUGGAUUAGCUUACGGUGAAGUAAUCGAUGCAAGCAACAUCGAACAAGUGAACGGUCAAGUAGUCUUCAAUAAUGUGUCUUGCUACACUUGCGAAGGUCCCAAUUGUUCGGUUGCAGAUGUGACAACUUUACCAGUUCAACAAUGUGAUUUGUUUGGAGCUCAAUGUGCCACCACCUUCAACGUGAACGGCACAGUAUCGGCACGUGGAUGCAGCAACUUGUUAAGUAUGACUGCCAAUGCAACAUGCAUUUCCGCGCCAGGACAGUUAUGCUUCUACUGCGUUUCGCCGCUCUGCAAUACUGCACUGAAUCGAACCGAAUUCGUGGAAUGCUACCAAUGUGACUCCUACUCAAAUAGCGAAUGUGUAUGGAAUACAAACGAUAGUAGCAUUUCGGUCGUUCAGUGCAAUCAAGGUUGUAUUGUCGCCCUUUUACCCAAGAGUUCCAGUGACAAUGAAACCUACGAGACAUAUCGCGGGUGUGGUAGCGAAGUUAGUGCUUUAGGAAUGACUUCAUGCGAUGGCAACAAUGGGUCUUGUUGGAGUUGUAAUGGAACGAAGUGUAACGAUUUUAACGAACCCUCGGAUCGCCUUGUAUGCAAUUUCUGCGCGAAUGCCGAUUGCAAUGAAACAUUCUCACAGGACUGCCUCAGUUAUCGGGCUGACGACAAAUGCGCUUAUGUUCUUACCGUCAACGGCACCAUAUCAUAUCUUGCUUGCGCCAGUAACUUCCCUCCAUCGACUUUGGACUAUAUGAAAGGACUAGGAAUAUUGGUAGAAUGUGAUGGUGUCAAUUGCAACACACUGACGAAUGCCCCACAUCUUCAGUUGAACACAAGCACUUGCGUAAGCUGUUCAUCCGACCAAAAUGAAUUUUGCGCCACUGAUCCUAGCAAAAUCACAACUACAGUGGAGUGCACCGAUCUGAAUAAGUUGUGCGUGACGAGGAUUACAAGUGAGGGACACACUGUGCGUGGCUGUCUUGCCGACCAAUCUCAAAGCGACUUUUUGGAUUGCUAUACGGGAUCCAACUCAACAUACUGUUCAACAUGCAAUGCAACCAGCUGCAAUAAUGAGAUAUUCCCUGCAGACCGCCUGUCGUGCUACGUCUGCAACUCGAACGACGACCAAGCGUGUGAAUCCAGCCCAGCAAAUGCAACUGUCUGUCCGAUUUAUUCUCCUGAGGAAACGUGCACUCAGUACUUGCUGAACUCAACAACAAUUCGAGGAUGCAGUUCCCAGUUCCCAUGUGCUGGCGAGAAAUGCAGUCCUUGCGAUACUUCAGCCUGUAACGACAAGGACUUGAAUAAUGGAUCAGCCACAAUCCAAACAACAGGAGCUGUUCUGUUUGCGGCUCUUCUAGUCUUUGUUUUCCAAAAAUUAGAGCUGUGAAGAUGCCUGUGGCCUUGAAAUAGCUUUUAGUUUCUUUUUAAGACAAAUCUUGUUUUUUUUAUUUAAAACGUCUGAUAUUUUUUGGGCUUUAUUUAUAUGUGACAACACAUAUGUACCUAGAAAUGAAUUGUUUGAACGAGAUGA